CUUAUGAUACGGGAAAGGGCCGAACGAAGCGAAUCAAAGUACGUCUUCCGCCGCGAUCUGGAAACCCUAAUCCUUCUACGCUUUAUGCAAAAGGGCCUGUCGAUCUCCAAUUCGCCGUUCUCUCCAAUCCAUUGAGGGGAUCGUUAUGGCAACGGAAUCGGCUUCGGCUUCGAGCUCGAAUCCCUCGUCGUCGUCCCUGUACUCCUACCCGGCCACCACCUACUUCCCUCUCCCGUUUCAUCUCCAGAACGCGGACCCUGCGGCUCAGCAGCAGUAUCUCCCGCCGUCCCAGAUCCCACCGCCCGUUAAGAUCCCCACGAUGGCGCAGACGUUCCCCGUUCCGGCCCCCGUCGUCGCCGGGAUGUAUUCGCUUCCGCAGUUCCAGCAGGCACAACAACUUUUUCAACGGGAUGCACAAACCAUCACUCCAGAGGCUAUAGAGGUUGUGAAAGCUGCACUUGCAAAUAGUGAAGUUGACCAUAAAUCAGACACAAAAAAGAAAGCAAUACCACGUAAAGCAGCUGGUCAGAGUUGGGAGGAUCCAACUUUGGCAGAAUGGCCAGAGAAUGAUUUUCGAUUAUUUUGUGGAGAUCUAGGCAACGAAGUCAAUGAUGAUGUCCUUUCAAAAGCAUUUUCAAGGUUCCCCUCCUUCAACAUGGCAAGAGUGAUAAGAGACAAGAGAACUGGAAAAACCAAAGGUUAUGGAUUUGUCAGCUUUUCAAACCCAUCAGACCUUGCAGCAGCUGUCAAAGAAAUGAAUGGAAAAUACGUUGGAAAUCGUCCUAUAAAGUUGCGUAAAAGCACAUGGAGGGAAAGAACAGAUGUUGAAGCUUUGGAAAGGCAAAAGAAUUACAUUCAGAAGAAACCAAAACUACCAAAGAAAGGUAUUCUGCACAAGUGAAGCUUCAAGAUCACAACCUUGACUUACGCAUGAAAACUUGUUCAUGAGACCAGGAAGUCCCCUAAAUGCGUAACUGAUUACUGAUGAUUCAGGACAUGGGGAGUGCAGUUGGGACAUAAUCAACCUUUUUCAAGUGUGUUCAAUUUUGGAUUGUAGAACUGUUGCAUUGCACACCACAUUGGCAUGUUAUGCACUUAAAAGAGUUGACUAUGGAAACCAUGUGUAUUUACCAAUUAUAUUUCUUUCUGUAUUUAUUUUAGUCAUUUCAAGCCAGUAUGGUUGCAAAAUAUUGAUAUCUAUUUGUUCUUUGAA
Messenger RNA from Musa acuminata AAA Group (dessert banana), 1213 nucleotides. RefSeq lists its product as uncharacterized. Gene Ontology annotation, molecular function: mRNA binding. Lineage: Eukaryota; Viridiplantae; Streptophyta; Magnoliopsida; Zingiberales; Musaceae. The transcript has 7 exons. The record is from RefSeq and is a predicted model, not a curated record. Bases 146 to 901 code for a protein of 251 amino acids.